Molecule: messenger RNA, 14490 nt
Organism: Coregonus sp. 'balchen'
Lineage: Eukaryota; Metazoa; Chordata; Actinopteri; Salmoniformes; Salmonidae
Source: the annotation of a GenBank genome assembly
AACAGAGCAAAACGAGACUUUAUAUUGAACAAAUUUCGGUAGGUCCCUCCCCGUCAUUCCGUUUGCUUCCGUUUAAGAAACGUUUUGCAACCGAAUCGGCGUAAUGAAUACGCUCCAGGGUUAUCAAUGGAAGAUGGCGACCCGAGUCCUUCAGAGAUUUGGCAAUGGCCUGAAUCAGGCUAGAAAAACGGCCCAGUCGACAGGACAGAUCGUCGUUUUAAGCAGGUGUGACUAUUAUUACUUUGCACGUUUAGGAUUUAAAGCGUUUGGGCUCUGACUUUUGUUCCAUUGACGAUUUUGGAGAAUAGAGGCUCCCACUGACUCGUCUAUGCUGCAAGUGUGCAGGAGUGAACCUGAACAAGUGACUGCUAGCAAGUUAGCCUAAAUAACUAGCCAGUCAACUAUUGGCCUGUAGUCGAUUUGAUAAGCUACAAAUUAGUGCAACUUCUAGUUUGAGCUAUUCUAAAAUGGUUAAACUCUUGAAGGUAAUGCACGUCCAGUUACUAGUGUAAUUGUCUGUCUAAUAGUCAAUUAUUAUUACACUUGCUCAAGGUCAAUAUUAUAAAGGUAGGGCUACUGUUGUGGAUAUACACUACAUGGCCAAAAGUAUGUGGAGACCUGCUCGUCGAACAUCUCAUUCGAAAAUCAUGGUCAUUAAUAUGGAGUUGGUCCCCCCUUUGCAGCUAUAACAGCCUCCACUCUUCUGGGAAGGCUUUCCACUAUAUGUUGAGGUUAGUGAGGUUGAGCACUGAUGUUGGGCGUUUAGGCCUGGCUCGCAGUCGGUGUUCCAUUUCAUCCCAAAGGUGUUCGAUGGGGUUGAUAUCAGGGCUCUGUGCAUUCCAGUCCAGUUCUGUAUGGACCUCGCUUUGUGCACGGGGGCAUUGUCAUGCUGAAACAGGAACUUCCCCAAACUGUUGCCACAAUGUUGGAAGCACAGAAUCGUCUAGAAUGUCAGUGUAUGCUGUAGCGUUAAGAUUUCCCUUCACUGGAACUAAGGAGCUUAGCCCGAACCAUGAAAAACAGCCCCAGACCAUUAUUCCUCCUCCACCAAACUUUACAGUUGGCACUAUGCAUUGGGGCAGGUAGCGUUCUCCUGGCAUCUGCCAAACCCAGAUUAAUCACUUACAGUUGACCGGGACAGGUCUAGCAGGGCAGAAAUUUGACGAACUGUCUUGUUGGAAAGGUGGCAUCCUAUGAUGGUGCCAGGUUGAAAGUCACAGCUCUUCAGUAAGGCCAUUCUACUGUCAAUGUUUGUCUAUGGAGAUUGCAUGGCGGUGUGCUCGAUUUUAUACACCUGUCAGCAACGGGUGUGGCUGAAUUAGCCGAAUCCACUAAUUUGAUGGGGUGUCCACAUACAUUUGUGUAUAUAUGGUGUAGCUUACUGUAUUUUGCAUGGCAUUACUAUGUUACUACAUCGGCAUUUUUUUACCUUAUAGUGUCAACAUUAGCCAAUGAUACAUUGUUUUCAUAAGCACCAUGAUUGCGCAUGUGUAUGUUCAGCAGUGGUAGUCUGUGGCUAGCUCUAACUGUCACUGCUUGUUGUUUCCUUUGGAAACAGCCAGGGACAUGCAAGACCUGGUACUGCAUGUAGGAAGCUAGUGUGCAUUUUCUCAAACAUUGUGUGUAGGUAGCUUGGGCAACAACAUCAUACAGUGCCUGUGUUACUGUUAUUAUUGUUAGCUAGACCUUUCUGUCAUAAUUCACCUGCAGAGGAAUGUGGGAUGCAUGCAUGGACAGAUCUGACUUCAGCUCACUACACAGCAGUGAAAUCCUUUGAUGCAGGAAUAGAUGAGUCACUCACUUCAUAAGAUGUCUCUGUUCACAUAUGUAUUAACACUACCAUCUGUAUUUUUUCUCCAGGGGGUUGUCAGCAUCAAACCAUAGGAAUCGUGAAGAUAGCUGGUUCAAGUCGCUAUUUGUGCGUAAAGUUGAUCCCAGAAAGGAUGCCCACUCCCACUUGCUAACCAAGAAUGAGGAAAGCAACCUCUACAAAAUCCAGUGUAAGUUGUGCUUUACUGUAACUUGUUUACUUUAAUUCCAAAUUACUUUUUAUAUUUCAGAGUUUUGAGUGCAGUGGAAUAACCAUAAGCAUAUUGUAAGAAGUAAGUAUAUUGUAGAAAUUAGUAAUUACAAUACUUGUUUCACUGUACAUACAGAUCUUGACUGUAAUGUAAAGUGUGACCAAUUUAACCCCUUCCAAAACAGAGGGCACUAUGUCUAAUAGAGAUUGUUCUGUUACAGUCCAUAACGUGAAACCAGAGUGCCAGGAUGCCUACAACCAGCUUUGGUAAGUAGCAUGGACCUUGUUCAGUCUAGGCCUUUAUACCUAAAGCCCCUCAAGUAGUAGCCUUACCGAGGGUAGUACUGUCAAGUAGUAGCCUUACCGAGGGUAGUACUGUCAAGUAGUAGCCUUACCGAGGGUAGUACUGUCCCAAAUUAUUGUUUCAUUUGGUUGUUGAGUAUGUGUGAUAUAAUGUAAACGGUAGUAAUGGUGAUAUUAUAUGACUGCACAGCUGGUGUCACCAGUGGGUUGUGCACACUUAAAGAAAAAACACAUGAUUUCACAUGUGGAAAAUGACAUGACGUGAAAACGUGUUUUUGAAACACUUCACAUUGUUUUCACAUGUGUAGUUUCGUGUUAUCACAUGUUACCACAUGUUGUCAAAUUAACGUCACAUAAGAUUACGUGAAAUUCAUGUGGUUUUUCCGUAAUAGCAGAGUUUAGCCCAAAUGUCUAAAGUUCUAUUCCAGUGACGCAAUUGACAUGCUGGCAUGGCAACAGUGUGUAGAAUAAUUUAUCUAUGCUCAUAUUUAAGAUGACUCAGUCAUAAUAACCUUUUACUUAUCGUAUAAUCUGCACAACUGGUUUAGACACAGAACACACAGAAGACACAGCCAAAAUACCUAUUUUAAACAUUUGUGAUGGGGAUUGUUAUAGAACAUUCUAUUUAGCUGGGAAGUGUAUGUUGAAGUUCUAAGAGAAACCUGACAAGAAAGCUGCAGUGGUGUCUGUGCUAACAUCAAAUUAUUGCAUCCAGGCAUCAAUAAGAACAGUUAUAGUCAUAAUAACGGUCAUAUUUUUAUAUUAUAUAUCAUACAAUUAUUAUUAGGGGAAGGGGAAAUGGGGUACCUAGUCAGUUGUACAACUGAAUGCAUUAAACCAAAAUGUGUCUUCCGCAUUUAACCCAACCCCUCUGAAUCAGAGAGGUGCGGAGGGCUGCCUUAAUCGACUUACACGUCAUCGGUGCCCGGGGAGCAGUUGUUAUUGGGGGUUAACUGCCUUGCUCAAGGGCAGAACGGCAGAUUUUUUUCAUCUUGCCGGCUCAGGGAUUCGAACCAGCGACCCUUCGGUUACUGGCCCAAUGCUCUUAAUUGCUAGGCUCCCCAGUAGAAUAUGUUUGUUAUUGCUUUCUAUUGACAGUGAGGAGACCCUACCAUCUAUCCAUAAUGAUAAGUACUAUCCCUGUGAGCUCGUGGGUACCUGGAACACCUGGUAUGGAGAGCAGGACCAGGCUGGUAAGAAUGCUGGCAGCAGAGCACACACUCCUCCACUUUCUAGUCUAGUUGAACUGCACAUUCUCUGGAAUUGGCACACCUGCAGGGAUAUGCAACCUUAGUUCAGGAGAAAUGGGCUUCAUUGAACCAGUUUCGCACAUUUUCCUAGUGAGAUGAUGAUUAAAUUAAGUUGGCUUUACACCCACCUAGCAAUAAUAACAAAGCCUGCAAACAUUAGUGCUGCGCUAUUAACCGGAAUGUUGGAUAUUUUUAGUUUUUUAAACAACUAAUCACAGGAGGUUGGUGGCACCUUAAUUAGGGAGAACGGGCUUGUGUUUUAUUUGUUUUUAUUUAAUUUGUUUUUAUUUAACCUUUAUUUAAACAGGGAGUCACAUUGAGAUAAAAAAUCUAUUUCACAAGAGAGCCUUGUAUACAGUGAGGGAAAAAAGUAUUUGAUCCCCUGCUGAUUUUGUACGUUUGCCCACUGACAAAGAAAUUAUCAGUCUAUAAUUUUAAUGGUAGGUUUAUUUGAACAGUGAGAGACAGAAUAACAACAAAAAAAUCCAGAAAAACACAUGUCAAAAAUGUUAUAAAUUGAUUUGCAUUUCAAUGAGGGAAAUAAGUAUUUGACCCCCUCUCAAUCAGAAAGAUUUCUGGCUCCCAGGUGUCUUUUACACAGGUAACGAGCAGAGAUUAGAAGCACACUCUUAAAGGGAGUGCUCCUAAUUUCAGCUUGUUACCUGUGUAAAAGACACCUGUCCACAGAAGCAAUCAAUCAAUCAGAUUCCAAACUCUCCACCAUGGCCAAGACCAAAGAGCUCUCCAAGGAUGUCAGGGACAAGAUUGUAGACCUACACAAGGCUGGAAUGGGCUACAAGACCAUCGCCAAGCAGCUUGGUGAGAAGGUGACAACAGUUGGUGCGAUUAUUUGCAAAUGGAAGAAACACAAAAGACCUGUCAAUCUCCCUCAGCCUGGGGCUCCAUGCAAGAUCUCACCUCGUGGAGUUGCAAUGAUCAUGAGAACGGUGAGGAAUCAGCCCAGAACUACACGGGAGGAUCUUGUCAAUGAUCUCAAGGCAGCUGGGACCAUAGUCACCAAGAAAACAAUUGGUAACACACUACGCCGUGAAGGACUGAAAUCCUGCAGCGCCCGCAAGGUCCCCCUGCUCAAGAAAGCACAUAUACAGGCCCGUCUGAAGUUUGCCAAUGAACAUCUGAAUGAUUCAGAGGAGAACUGGGUGAAAUUGUUGUGGUCAGAUGAGACCAAAAUCGAGCUCUUUGGCAUCAACUCAACUCGCUGUGUUUGGAGGAGGAGGAAUGCUGCCUAUGACCCCAAGAACACCAUCCCCACCAUCAAACAUGGAGGUGGAAACAUUAUGCUUUGGGGGUGUUUUUCUGCUAAGGGGACAGGACAACUUCACCGCAUCAAAGGGACGAUGGACGGGGCCAGGUACCAUCAAAUCUUGGGUGUGAACCUCCUUCCCUCAGCCAGGGCAUUGAAAAUGGGUCGUGGAUGGGUAUUCCAGCAUGACAUUGACCAAAAACACACGGCCAAGGCAACAAAGGAGUGGCUCAAGGAGAAGCACAUUAAGGUCCUGGAGUGGCCUAGCCAGUCUCCAGACCUUAAUCCCACAGAAAAUCUGUGGAGGGAGCUGAAGGUUCGAGUUGCCAAACGUCAGCCUCGAAACCUUAAUGACUUGGAGAAGAUCUGCAAAGAGGAGUGGAACAAAAUCCCUCCUGAGAUGUGUGCAAAUCUGGUGGCCAACUACAAGAAACGUCUGACCUCUGUGAUUGCCAACAAGGGUUUUGCCACCAAGUACUAAGUCAUGUUUUGCAGAGGGGUCAAAUACUUAUUUCCCUCAAUAAAAUGCUAAUCGAUUUAUAACAUUUUUGACAUGCGUUUUUCUGGAUUUUGUUGUUGUUAUUCUGUCUCUCACUGUUCAAAUAAACCUACCAUUAAAAUUAUAGACUGAUCAUGUCUUUGUCAGUGGGCAAACGUACAAAAUCAGCAGGGGAUCAAAAACUUUUUUCCCUCACUGUACGUUACAAUAAAAACAGAAUAAUAAAACAACAGACACUUAUACAGUGAGGGGAAAAAAGUAUUUGAUCCCCUGCUGAUUUUGUACGUUUGCCCACUGAAAAAUAAAUGAUCAGUCUAUAAUUUUAAUGGUAGGUUUAUUUGAACAGUGAGAGACAGAAUAACAACAAAAAAAUCCAGAAAAACGCAUGUCAAAAAUGUUAUAAAUUGAUUUGCAUUUUAAUGAGGGAAAUAAGUAUUUGAUUCCCUCUCAAUCAGAAAGAUUUCUGGCUCCCAGGUGUCUUUUAUACAGGUAACGAGCUGAGAUUAGGAGCACACUCUUAAAGGGAGUGCUCCUAAUCUCAGUUUGUUACCUGUAUAAAAGACACCUGUCCACAGAAGCAAUCAAUCAAUCAUAUUCCAAACUCUCCACCAUGGCCAAGACCAAAGAGCUCUCCAAGGAUGUCAGGGACAAGAUUGUAGACCUACACAAGGCUGGAAUGGGCUACAAGACCAUCGCCAAGCAGCUUGGUGAGAAGGUGACAACAGUUGGUGCGAUUAUUCGCAAAUGGAAGAAACACAAAAUAACUGUCAAUCUCCCUCGGCCUGGGGCUCCAUGCAAGAUCUCACCUCGUGGAGUUGCAAUGAUCAUGAGAACGGUGAGGAAUCAACCCCGAACUACACGGGAGGAUCUUGUCAAUGAUCUCAAGGCAGCUGGGACCAUAGUCAUCCAAGAAAACAAUUGGUAACACACUACGCAGUGAAGGACUGAAAUCCUGCAGCGCCCGCAAGGUCCCCCUGCUCAAGAAAGCACAUAUACAUGCCCAUCUGAAGUUUGCCAAUGAACAUCUGAAUGAUUCAGAGGAGAACUGGGUGAAAGUGUUGUGGUCAGAUGAGACAAAAAUCGAGUUCUUUGGCAUCAACUCAACUCGCCGUGUUUGGAGGAGGAGGAAUGCUGCCUAUGACCCCAAGAACACCAUCCCCACCGUCAAACAUGGAGGUGGAAACAUUAUGCUUUGAGGGUGUUUUUCUGCUAAGGGGACAGGACAACUUCACCGCAUCAAAGGGACGAUGGACGGGGCCAUGUACCGUCAAAUCUUGGGUGAGAACCUCCUUCCCUCAGCCAGGGCAUUGAAAAUGGGUCGUGGAUGGGUAUUCCAGCAUGACAAUGACCCAAAACACACGGCCAAGGCAACAAAGGAGUGGCUCAAGAAAAGCACAUUAAGGUCCUGGAGUGGCCUAGCCAGUCUCCAGACCUUAAUCCCAUAGAAAAUCUGUGGAGGGAGCUGAAGGUUCGAGUUGCCAAACGUCAGCCUCGAAACCUUAAUGACUUGGAGAAGAUCUGCAAAGAGGAGUGGGACAAAAUCCCUCCUUUAUGUGUACAAACCUGGUGGCCAACUACAAGAAACGUCUGACCUCUGUGAUUGCCAACAAGGGUUUUGCCACCAAGUACUAAGUCAUGUUUUGCAGCGGGGUCAAAUACUUAUUUCCCUCAUUAAAUGCAAAUAAAUUCAUAACAUUUUUGACAGAUUUUGUUGUUGUUAUUCUGUCUCUCACUGUUCAAAUAAACCUACCAUUAAAAUUAUAGACUGAUCAUGUCUUUGUCAGUGGGCAAAUGUACAAAAUCAGCAGGGGAUCAAAUACUUUUUUCCCUCACUGUACGUGUAUAAAACAAUAUAAUUCAGCACAUAAUAACAAAAUAAACAUAUUUAAUAAAAGCAAUCACAUUCAACUACAUAGAGGUCCUCAAUCAAUCAUUUAAACUUCCUGAGUGGCACCAGCACGUCUAACUGCAGUGAACUCUGCAGAUUGUUCCACAAAUUAGGGGCAAAACCAAAUGCAGAUUUUCGCAAAUCUGUGGAGAUUGAAGGGAUCUGUAGUGUUAUUCAUUCCUGAGAACGGGUUUGGUAACUUAUGAUUCUUAACUUAAUUAUUGAAGGGAGUUUCUGUAAGAUUUGCUUUGUAAAUAAAUAAAAGAGAAUGCAGCUCUCUUCUUACAGACAGAGAGGUCCAUCCCACAUUUUUAUACAGACUACAAUGAUGAGUCCUAAAAUUGUCCCCUGUGAUAAAACGUAUUGCGAAAUGGUAGACUGUGUCCAAGGGUUUCAAAACAGAGGUUGCCGCAUGCAUGUAAACAAUAUCACCAAAAUCCAAUACAGGGAGAAGCGUUGUUUGAACAAUUUCUCCUAUUUUCAAUACUGAGGCAUGAUUUAUUUUGAUAUAAAACAAUCUUAGCUUCUUAGUCAGAUUUUCUAUAUGCGUUACAAAGCACAACUUGUCAUCAAUCCAGACACCCAGGUACUUGUAUUGAGAAACAAGCUCAAUUUGGGCUCCAUUUGUAGCGCAAAUAUGCAGGUCCUCAGGGUCAACAUUUCGUGACCUAGAGAACAGCAUGAGCUUUGUUUUACUUGUAUUUAACACUAAUUUAAGAUCUGUAAGUGAUUUCUGAAUUGAAUCAGUCAUGCUGAAGUUCACGAAUGGCCUGCUGCACUGAGGUGGCACAGGAAUACAAAACUGUGUCAUCUGCAUAGAGAUGAAUGUUACAAGUAUUAACAGUGUUUCCUAUGUCAUUAAUAUACAAGGUGAACAAUAAUGGACCCAAAAUCGAACCCUGAGGAACACCUUUUUGAAUCUCAAGAAAUGUAGAUUGAACUACAUCUGUCAAGAUGGCCUGAGUUCUGUCGCUAAGAUAAUUCUGAAACCAUAAACAGGCUGUAUAUCCCAGGCCUAUUCUUGGUAACUUCUUCAGCUAAACAGAAUGAUCAACAUUGUCGAACGCCUUUGACAGGUCAAUAAACAAGGCUGCACAGCUCUUUUUAGCAUCCAAGACAUUGACAAGAUCAUUAACAACUAGCAUGGUUGCUGUAGUAGUACUAUGCCCAGGCCUAAACCCUGAUUAGUUUAUAUUAAAAAUACAAUUAUCAGAUAAAAAGGAACGAAGUAGUACGUUAACCAAGGAUUCAAGAAUCUUAGCUAAACAAGGUAGUCUUGAAAUGGGGUGAUAGUUGUCAAGAUCAUUUGUAUCCCCAUCCUUAUGGAGUGGCAGCACAUAUGCGGAUUUCCAUGCUUUUGGAAUACUUCCUGAUAACAAUGUUAAAUAAAAAAUGUGGGCUACUGAGCCAGCAAUAAAGGGAGCUGCAGACCAGGCUCCAAAUGAUCAGCCACUGUGGAUUUUGUAUUGUCUAAUGUUAGCAAAGCAUCCAGGACUUCUUUAUCAGUGAAUUUCCGAAAAGAAAACUCCUGACCAGCAUUUUUAGGAUCAUUCAAUAGAUCUUCACCAUCAACAUCCCAAACUACUCUUUCAAGAGCUGGCUUUGAAAUACAUUCAUAUAUAUAGCCCGCAGAGAUAAAAUGGUGAUUAAAUGCAUUCAUUAUAUCAAUUUUGUCAGUAAUAGGGCCAGAAUCUAAAUUAAUUAAUUGGGGGAGAGAAGAGGAGACACAACCCUUCAGUGAAGUAACAGCUUUCCAAAAUUUAGCUGGGUUUCCUGUACAUUUAGAUAGUGUAUUAACAUAAUAAUCUGAUUUAGCUUUUUUAACUAGUUUUAAACAGAUUUCUCAAUCGCCUGAAAGACUGCCAGUCUGGGCCUGAGUCUGUGAAUCUAGCUUUGGCCCAGGCAGCAUCUCUGUUGUGUAUGACUUCAGAUAGCUCUGGACUGAACCAAGGGCAAGACCUAUUUUUAAUGCUCAGUUUUUUUAAAGAGAGCAUGUUUAUCUACAAUACAAUUGAAAAGAUUUGAGAAGUGGUUCAGAGCCAACGCUGGGUCAGGUAUAGAUGUAAUACAAUCAAACUCACAAAAAUAAAGGUCACAAAAAAAGGCCUGUUCAUUGAAAUGUUUAAAAUUCCUCUUGUUGAUAAAACUAGGUUUGGCUCUAAGCAGCCGUAUAUCCCUGACUGGAGCAGAGUAAGUGGAAUGGUAUCAAAUACAUCAAACACAUGGUUUCCAGGUGUUUAAUGACAUUCCAUUUGCUCUGUUCUGUGCAACUAAUUGACCAACGCUGGUUCAAUAAUUUGAAUUCCAUUAUUUUUUUUAUUUUUUUUCUGUGAGCUCAAUGCACACGUUGCACAGUUUCUCUAGAGAUAAAUCAGAUCCAGCCUGAACUGUGCGACGUAGUAGGGAGUUGUAGUUUCCAACAGGCCAAUAUUCUACAUAGUUUAGCACAUAAUACGUGGUAAUUAACUACAAUGACCAUUAUCCAUUGUUUGUAUACUUGGCCGGUCUGUGUUUCUUUUACGCCUGCUACAGAAGAGAGAAGAAUGUGCGAUCAUGAGGCGAUAUAGAGAGCAGCUGUUGCUUUGCGAGUUUUCUACCUGAAAAUGCAUUAUCUAAGUGAUUAAUAGUUGGUAUUCAGCAGUCAUAAAAUAAUGCCUUAUUUACUUUGAAGAACUACAAAAUAAUGAUUUUGUCAGAAAGCAUAGGCAACAGCUCUAUAGAGAUGAGAUGUUGACUUGGAAUGAAAUAAUAAAGUAAUCAAAUAAAACAAAUGUAAAAUACACAACUGAAAUAAUGUAUUCAAGUAAAGUAAUGGGCAGUCGCUACCUGCCUAUCACUUAAUGGUUAAUAAGUGAUAAGCAGUAAUGGGCAGUCACAACCAUCAUGGGACUUUUAUUAAUUGUUUUAUUCUGUGUUGUUACAGCAAUCAACCUAAAUAAUCGAAAUCGGAAAUGUUGGUUAUGUUUUUAAUAGUCAAACCGAAACCGAACCGACCUCAAAAAGCACUAAUCGCUCAGCACUAGCAAACAUCUACCUUUCCAGGACCAGUGUGGCCUAACCCUAGUCUACCCUUGUCAUGUCUACAUAUGUUGUCGAUAGUUCCCUGGCUGUUGGUUUUGCAUUACUGAAAUAAUGCCCUUACACUUAUCAGAAGGAUUAUGGAUAUGUCUCUGAAUAUGCUUAUUAUUGCUUUGCAAAUCAUGUCUGUUAUGUGUGUUUUUCCAGUCCAUAUGUGGCGGUAUAGAGGAGGGUACCCAGCUCUGACUGAGGUCAUGAGCAAACUCAGGCAGAACAAGGUAACAAACUGUUCCAUGACUGUCAAUUCCUCACCGGCAGCGUCUAGAAGCCUUCACAUUGAAUAUAGUAGUCUUGAAUAUAGCUUCAUAUGCUAGUACUGUCUGAGGUUGCCUGUCACAUUAGCUCAUAUACAGAGUGGCCAACCUUCCUCCUGAAGAGCUACUGGGUGUGCUGGCUUUUGUCCAGCCCUCCUAACGAACCCCUCUCUAGAUAUACCGGAAGGUUUCAGAUGUGCUUAUUGAUGUGAGGUUGACACCCAGAUUGACGUCCUUCCGUUACGUUCAUCCACAGGAGUUCAUGAAGUACCGGGAGGAGAGAGGAAAGAUGCUGUUGUCUCGUAGGAACCAACUGCUCCUGGAGUUCAGCUUCUGGAAUGAGCCCAUCCCCAGGAAGGGACCCAACAUCUACGAGCUCAGGUCCUACCAGCUCAGAGUGAGUACUGAGUGAUUGAACCUCAUUAACCAUAGCACUACUAGGGGUUUAGUUUAGGAGGGUGCUACAUUGCUGAACACAUAUGAAUCACCACCAGAUGAUACAAAGGGUGGGCAAUUGUUGACAUAAACAUUGGAGAGUUUGUGUAUGCUCUAUGGAAACAUUAUGCUCUUAAAUGCAGGCCUAUAUUGCAAUCCAUGUGAAAGGGCCAUUAUGAUUUAUUUUGAAUCUUGGAGGAAAUUGUCACACAAUUAGCUAUUCCUGUGAAAUACAAAAACUUUUUUCUCAUGUUUCCUUUUUUCAGCCUGGCACCAUGAUUGAGUGGGGUAAUUACUGGUAAGGCAACCUGAUUUACAUUUGAAUUACUCAUCAUCUUUACUUACAGCAUAUAGUUUAUUUUUCGGUUAACACUUUCUUCCCAUUUUCUCAUUAAUAAAAGCUAUUCCAGAGAGACGCUGUUUUGAAACUCUAUUGUUAGAUCCCAGAGUGCACAGGUCUUAAAGGGAGAUUCUACUACUGUCCUUGCUAUUUUCAGAUUGAAUUUAGUUGUUUACUUUCAACAGGAGCCUAUGAGCCUGGACGAUUCCUUUCUCUCAGGUUUAUGUUGAAAACACAUUUGUUCGUUUAUGACAAAUAUUCAAUAUUUCAAUGUUAAUUAAUUGUUCUGAAUUCUUCGACCUUGUCUGCCAAAAUACGUUUUAAUUUGUGAUUGUGCGUACUCUGAUUAUUUGAAUCAGUAAUUGAUCAGAAUUACUCAUUCUAAUUGGGGAAAAUUUAGUUUUUUCUAAGUCAUGCCACAUUGUUAAAACAACAAAUGCUGACAACGUGAAUUAAGUCAGUAUGAUUUGGGUAAUCAAAAUAACUGUACAUGAUUGUAAUUGAUAUGAUUGUAUAUACAAUGACUAAUGGGACUGGUUCAGAGCCAAUAAUUAAAUAUCUCCAAUCCCACACCAUACAGAUAGCGGUCUCGAUGCAUGAGUACGUCCAAUCCAACUGUCUGUAUAGCCAACCGGUUCUGCCAAACUGGAAUGAUCGUUUUCAAGCAAGUUCAAUCAAACCGUAUGAAUAGUCAAAUGAGUGUCCAAACAGGACAGUAGCCCAUUGUAAUUGUAUAUGGCUGCUGUGCUCGCCUCUUUGACAGGUCAUCAUGGCAAAUAAGAAUAUGUUCUUAAUUGAAUACCUGUAUAAAUAAAGGUUAAAUAGAUAUAAAAAAAUAAUGAUCUGCAUGGGAUGGCCUUGAGCAAAUGUGAAGAUGAAGCAUUGGUUGUGGGGAAGUGUUGUGACUGAUGUUGUGAUUGGCCCGUUGUUUUCCCAAGGGCCAGAGCAAUUGGCUACCGCCAGCACAACAGUGAGGCUGUGGGAGGGUUCUUCUCCCAGAUCGGAAACCUCUACAUGGUGCACCACCUCUGGGGUGAGGCCAGGCAGACCAGCUGUAUCGCUCCUCUCUCCUUUCCUCCCCUCUCCUCUCAUUCAUUCACACAGAUCUAACAUUCAUGUAGCCUCUCGUACUAGGCUUUUAGGCUCUCUUAUAUACAAAGCUGUUAUUCUUUUUCUGAAAGAAGACUAACAUUCAUUUUAUAAUGCAGUGUUUCAUUGUUGAUUUCAGCUUACAAAGACCUUGAGGCCAGAGAAGCCACAAGGAACGCAGCUUGGCAACAUGAGGGUUGGGAUGAGGUUGUGUAUUAUACAGGUGAGCAAAAUCUGUUAUGAAGUGUACUUUCACAAAGUGUGCGCACUUUUUAAAAAUGAAAACAAUAUGAAAUACUUUGAACUCUCAUCUGAUCAUGUAUCUCUGUUUUAGUUCCUCUCAUUCAGCAUAUGGACUCCAGAAUCAUGAUCCCAAUGAAGGCUUCCCCGCUGCAGUAACCUAUGAGAGAACACAGAAGGCCGAACGCCAAGCCUCACCUGUUUAAAUGUAACAAAAAGUCUAAAAUCUCACUGCCGUGGUCUCAACCUCUAAUUAAUGUUGCCAACCAACCAACCUCCCUCUGAUUUGGUUUGUCUUUUACUUUACCCAUUUCUGACUUUGCACCAGCAAACAAUAUUUGGUACUUAAAAAACAUCACUGAGACACAGGAGGUUAAAGUAUUAUCAUAUCCCAUCUUGACGCUGUUGGCUAAAAUACUUUUCCCAUAAUUGAAAGAACUGUAAAGCACUGGCAUGAGAGCUCACAACUGCUUUUUUGUCCUUGGGAGACUGGAUGGGCAAAAUCAGCAUAUUGAAACCUGAUAGUGGUUGGGUGGAGAACUGAUGUCCAACGUACUGGGUCAUAUUAACACUGAUCACUUGGCCACAGCUGAUGUAGUCUAUUUUUAGAACCAACCAAAGUGCUGCUUUGAAAAAAGAGGGCUAGCCUAGCAGUGUGUUCUGUUUGCAGUGAAUAAGAAUUGAGCUAAUACAUUGGCCAACUAUUUACAUUUACAUUUUAGUCAUUUAGCAGACGCUCUUAUCCAGAGCGACUUACAGUUAGUGAGUGCAUACAUUUUCAUACUGGCCCCCUGUGGGAAACGAACCCACAACCCUGGCGUUGCAAGCGCCAUGCUCUACCAACUGAGCUACAGGGGACUUUACAAAUAUGGCACGACUUGACAAAUAUCACUAUACAUGCACAAUGUGUGAUUUAGCUGUAUUUUUUUAAUUUAAUGUACAUAUUGAAUAAAUAUAUGAAUCACAUUGUUGCAUUGCAAAAUUACGCUUUUGGAUGAAAUCUAAGAAAUGACUAAAAUGAGUUCUAGAAAGACAGUCCAAAUGGCAAAAGUGCAUUGUUACUGUAUUUUGUCAACGGAGAGAAUAUCUACUAAAUGGUCAAUUAUUUAACUUUUAUGAAGUGAAGGCACUGAGCGUGAACAUUAUUUAUUGGGAUCAUUUGUGUAUUAGUAUUGUACUGUUAGACAUUUACUGCACAGCUGGAGCUAGAAACACAAGCAUUUCGCUGCACCUACAUUAGCAUCUGAUAAUCUGAGUACACGACAAAUAAACUUUGAUUUAUUUGAGAACUGGUAUGAUGAAUACAGAGCUAAAGGCCAUGCCUAUUUUAACCCUAAAUGUCUUCUGUGAAUUUUUUCAAGUACUUGUAUUGAUUGCAAUCGUGGGCUUUCUCUCCCUAUUUCUUUCCCAUCUGCAAUAAGCUUGACGUGUUGUUAUUGUACUGGUUUAGUGAACAUGGCUUGUUGUUAUUGUACUGGUUUAGUGAACAUGGCUUGUUUUACCCUUGUGGAGAAAAUAUUGCAUGUCCAGUUUUUCCAAGACGUUUUAUCAGAUUUUAACAUGUUUCUGGUUGGGCAUAAUGAAUAAUCUAUUCUGUAAAGGGUUAAACCACAAGUCUAAUAUUAUCAUGGAAUAUUUCUGUGCAAUGUACAACUACCGAUGUACUGAAAUGAAAAUCUAAUUGUGGAGUCAUGCUGCUACUCAUGAUUUUAAAGAGGUUUCAGGGUUGAUAGUAGCAUGCCUCAUACUAGUUUUAUUCCCUGAUUUACAGGGUAUUUAUUACACAAAGGUGGCAAGAAUUGUCAGCACAUAAAGUUAUUCAAAGAGAAA